Molecule: messenger RNA, 2811 nt
Organism: Symbiodinium natans
Lineage: Eukaryota; Dinophyceae; Suessiales; Symbiodiniaceae
Source: the annotation of a GenBank genome assembly
AUGAAGUGGCUGACGUUGGCGCUCGCUGCUCUCAGCGCCGGGAGACGAACAGAGCCAGAGUUUUGUGCCUCACCUGACCUGAUCGUGUUUGUCAAGUUCGUGGGCCGUCCCGUGCAAAAAUGCCACGAACUCAUUCCGCAUGAGUAUUCAGUUUGUUCAGCGGUGCUGCAUUUCUUGAUCCAGAGCCUAGCACAAUGCAAUCAGCGUGCAGGAUCCAACCUCGCAGUGGUCCGCGUGUUCUCGACGGAGGAGGAGGUGCAGCUGCUCAUGGACAGUGCUACUAUGUGGGAGUCAUCAAUGCCAUGUGCCAGCAAGUCCAACGUGAGCAUGAUCGAUCUCAUCCUGGUCUUCAGCAAGGAUCUGGCGGCCGACUCCAUGGCCAAGGCAGCGGUGGAUUUCUACGGGAAUGCCUUCGACCAGAAGGUAGCCUGGACGACUUGCUUCUCCGGCGUCAAGAACAUGUCGGCCAUGCUGAACCCGGAGCAAGACGUGUACGACAACCGCGGCUACACCACGAACAAGCACUGGGUCUCUGGUCCCAACGCAGUCUUCUCGAAGAUCAUGACGGCCAUGCUUGAGGGUGAGUUCAUGGACAUGUACGACACCUUCUUCCUCAUGGAGAUGGACGCGGUUCCCAUCAAGAGCGGCUGGCUCGACCAGUUCGAGAUGGAGGCUCUUGAGAUGCCGGGCGGCAACAUGGCCGUCCGCGGGAGCCAGUACCUGGGCGACAAGUGGGACUUGUUCAAGUCGAUGAUGCCGACCUACUUGGUGGAGCACAUCAACGGCAACGCCAUGUACAAUCUGAAGCACGCCUGGACCAAGGCUGUGUACGACGCGUUCCACAGCAUGGGCGGUGGCAGCAUGAUGGAAGAGAUGGCCUUCGAUGUGGCGUUUGCCAUGAUCACAAUGGAUGCCAUGUCUGGAAACAGCAGCCAGUUUGCAGCUGCGUGGACAGCCGCAGGUGGCGACAUGGCUACCUACAAUUGGGAUUCCAUGCUGGUGGGCAACUACGCCAACACCCUCCUGAACACCAGCUUCGAAUUCCCAACUUACAUCCGCCACGGUUCCAGCAAGAACCUCUUCGAGACUGUUGAGGAUGACGAAGUGACCCUGGGAGUGGCAAUGUUCGACUACCAGGGGCACUUGAAGUCGACCGUGCCCACGCACCACCCCUUCAAGAAGAUCCUGGCCCUGACCUACUACCCGCAGCCAGAGAUGAUGGAGACGAUCGCGGGCCCGAACGGCAACAUUAGCAUGGAGACUAAGACGGCCACGAGUGAUGCGUACUACCACCUGUGCGAGACAGCCUCUCUUGUGAAAACGAAGUGGUUCGCCCUCACGGACAACUACCACAUCAUCAAGGCACCUGUGAGCGUUCUGAUGGAGACGGACGACAAGCCCGUGCUGCCCUACGUCCUGAGGAACUCCAAGUACUGCGGCGAGCGUCCCAACUGCGAGGCUUCCAUGGAGCAGGCAGAGACGCUGUUCAGCAUCACGCUGAACUACCACCACGACAAGUACGAGGUGCUGUACAAGACCGAGGAUGCCAAGAAGUUCUGUACGGCCUGGGAUCUCGCAACAGCAUCUCAAUCGUGGAGCGACUGCAGCCUGGCCUUUGGCCCUACCGGGGACGACUACAUCGCCUGGAAGAUCAGCGACCCAGAUUACAACAUCACCAACGAGUUCACUCCAAAGGACAAGACACGCUACGGCUGGCGAGCAUGGACCAGCCUGUGGAACCCGGCUCCGGUCGAUUCCCGCGACUGCAGCACAACCCUCUACGGCCCGAAGGAGUAUCUGGAGACCCUCGGCAACAUCUCCAAGUGCGCAGUUUCCUAUGUGGAGGACGAGGCAGGCUGUGCUGGUGACACUACGUGCAUGUGGAAGCCAAUGUUCGAGUCGGGCGUUUGCAUUCAGGACCCGAAGACGGGUGUUGUCACCUCAACAACGGUGGCGGGAGCUGUCUACAGCAGCAUUGAAGUCUCUAUGGAAAUGACGGUGGAAGAUCCGGCCACGAUCACCGAGAACGCCACCGUGACCAAUGCCAUGAUUGCAGGUUUUGCAGAGGUGAUGGAAGUGGAUGAAGAGGAUGUCACGCUGGAGUUCGAGACGAACCGGCGCCUCAGUUCCCAUGCAAGGAAGCUUCAGGUCACUCUGACGGCCAUUUUCACUGUGACAAUGCCCAGCAUCGAAGCAGCCAUCGAAAAGCAAGUGGCAAUUGAGACAGUGUCUUUGGCGAAAACGACCGAAGCCAUCAGCACUGCUGUCGCCAGCACUGGCUUCACGGGCACCGUGGAGGUCACCGGCAAGUCGACGGUUCGCGUCGCUGUGACGAUGGUGAUGAUGGCGAGGCUUGGCGUCUACAGCUCGGCGCGGUUUCAAAAGAAGCUCCAGGUGCUCAUCAGGAAAGACGCGGACAAGACGGACAGCAGCGACUUCCACAAGCGCCUGCAGAAGCUCCUGCGAAAGCCACAGCUGGACAUCAUUGCCCAGUAUGGCUUUGACCCCUCGGAUGAAGGCAUCGAGGAGAUGACACUAGCACUCAAAGAGCUCGAGGAGGAUGCAGACAUCUACGUGAACGCCAUGGCCAUUGAGGAGGCACUGUACAGCUCGCUUGAGGUUGCCCAGGAAAAGGAGGUCCCAAGCGAUGGGGUGUGCCCCGCAAAGCCAGACACCAAGCCGGCUGUGUACCUCUUGCUGAGAAGCCUGCUACUCGGCGUACGGUUGCAGGUUUCCGUCGCUCUCAGCCUUUGCCUUCCGCUGCGCAUCGUUGGGCAUGGGAUGGCUUUGCCAAUUCUGCUGUGCCUUUAA